AUAUAGAAAAAAAAUGGAUUCGAGAAAGGAAAUGAACAACAUGGAGAAGGCAACUAGGACUCCAAAAGACCGCCAUCUGAAAGUUGGAGGUCGUGAUCGUCGCAUCCGUCUUCCGCCGAGUGUUGCUCCCAAACUAUUCAGUUUGACAGAUGAACUCGGCUUCCAAAGCGAUGGCGAAACCGUCGGUUGGUUCCUUCGAAAUGCCGAGCCAGCUAUUUUUGCCGCCACGGGCCACGGCGUCAGCACCACCCCAAAUGAUUUUAUCCACUCAUCUGAUAAGAAUUUUCAUAAUUACUAUUUUAACUGUGGUAACUUCAGCAACACCAUUAAUGGUAACUGCAGCUACACCAUCAAUGGUAACAACACCAUUAAUGGUACCAUUGAUGGUGAUAAUUGGACGGUUCAUCAUGAGAUGGUCUUUCCGGUCGGUAUGUUUGGAGUGAGUAAUGAUUGGAGACUUCGUUCGGUUAUGGUUGAUCUUCGUUUGGUUGCUGUUUGCAUUAUUUUUUCUUUUUCCUUCAUGUUUUUCAGUUUGGAGUGAUGAACUAAGGUUUGGCUUAGUCCGGUUUUAGUUUGCCUUUUUCCGUUGGUUGUAUUCUCAUAUUUUUCGGUUAAGAUGAAUCAGAAUAAUAAGUAUUGAACUGUUUCAUAUAUAACAUUUCAAUUCUACUCAAUGAAACUGGGAAAAGC
Messenger RNA from Camelina sativa (false flax), 690 nucleotides. NCBI's taxonomy places the organism in Eukaryota, Viridiplantae, Streptophyta, Magnoliopsida, Brassicales, Brassicaceae. The record is from RefSeq and is a predicted model, not a curated record.